AUGGCUUUAACUUUUUACUUUUGGUUAGGGUUAAUUUCUAUUAAUUCGGUGCUUUUAAAGCCCGGAAGCGCUAGCUUUAGCAAAAAAACCUUAUUGCUUGGCCUUUUUGUUUUAAUAUUAGCGCGUAAAAGCUUAAUAAGCUUCGCUAUUUGGAUUUCCGCUGCUGGGGCUUUAAAUUCGGCCUUAAGCUCGUUGUACGCCGUAAAGCGCAAAUAUUGCUUUAUCGUUUUGUUAGUUCGUUUUGUUUGUUUAUCCGUUUGGGGGUGGUACGCUAUCGAUAAAGCGUGUUUUGCUCCGAAAAGCGCCUUUUUGCGGCAUUUUAUGGUUUGCUAUUACGUGCCGAAAAAAAGCAUAAGCCAAAGCUUUUUGGAUUUAAAAAGUUUAACGACAAAGUCCAUGGUAAUUUUUUGCUAUGCCUUUUUGGGCGCUAGCAAUGGUUAA
Molecule: messenger RNA, 441 nt
Organism: Gaeumannomyces tritici R3-111a-1
Lineage: Eukaryota; Fungi; Ascomycota; Sordariomycetes; Magnaporthales; Magnaporthaceae
Exons: 6
Coding region: 1-441 (146 amino acids)
Source: RefSeq, a predicted model, not a curated record